GCCUAAUCCUCCCUGGUUCUCUUGUAGAAAAGAAUGUCAUGCUUGGUGCACUUUCAGUUGCUCCAAUGAACUCCAUACUUCAUGAGGGUAGCGUGUACAUUGGAUCUCAAACCAGAAUCUCUACAAGGAACUCGGGAAGUAAUUUGGAUGAACGGAUCGAGGAGAUGGACAUGGGAUACAAGAAAGUGGUUGGAAAUUUGGCUGCAAAUUUGGCUGUCACAACAAUGAAUGCUAAAGCAAGAUACUUCCAUCGCAUUGGUGUAAGUGGAAAGGGGCACUUGAAAAUAUAUGACAAACUUGAAGGUGUUCCACAGCACAAGAUUUUUCACCCUGGAAAAAGCUACCCUGUCAUGGUACGUCACAGCAAUAGCUUAAGUGCUGAUGAUGAUGCCAGGAUUGAUGCACGUGGCGCAGCUUUGAGGAUACUUUCUGAUGAACCCAGUUCUCACCCUCCUAUCAUUGAUUUGACACUGAAAACAGGCAAGGCAUUCUAUGCACGCACCCUUGGUGAUUUUGCAACUUGGCUUGUGUGUGGACUUGCUGCGAGGGAAGAGAUGGUCAAGUUAGCCCCACAUGUUCGUGAAGCCGUGUGGACUUCCCUUCGGAAUGGUGACUCAUAUGCUGAAUUGCAUUACCACUCAAACAUUUGCAGGCUCAUGCGGUUCCAGAAUGGACAGGAAAUGUAUGUCAAAUUCAAGUUAAGGCCUCAUGACACAAGUAUCACUGAGGAUACAGGUAAGGUUGAGCCAACUGGGAUUCUUCCACCAGAGACAGGUGCAAUUCCAAGGGAUGAAAAGGACACGCGUCCUUUGCUAUUCCUUGCUGAUGAUUUUCAAAAGCGAGUGAAUUCCCCCGGUGGAGUUCGCUAUGUUUUCCAGGUGCAGCUUCAACCAGUGCCAGAUGAUGAAUCCACACGUGAUGCUGCACUUGACUGCACCAAACCAUGGGAUGAAAAAGAGUUCCCUUACAUUGAUGUUGGAGAGAUUAACAUCACUGAAAAUCUUUCCAGAGAAGAGUCAGAGAAACUUGAGUUCAAUCCUUAUCUCAGAAGCCAUGAGUUAGAUGUCGUCCCUGCUAACUCCAUCACACAGAGUGCUUCAAUUGAUCAUGGUCGUUCAUUGAUCUACGAGAUUUGCCAGCACGUGCGUAACAGACAGCCACUCCCAGAAUCCUGGAGAAACCUCGUACAGCAAUCCAACGUGAAGGUAGACCUGUCCUGUUGUCCAAUGGCAGCAGCAGCAGCAUCAUCAGCAGCAGCAUUGCCUGAAAAGGAACCGUUGCUAAAAAAAGUAACCUUGACAAGAACCAGGUCCCAAAUUUUCUCAGGGCUUUUCACUCAGCCAUUUCUACAAACAGCUUUACCGCACAUGGUGGUGGGUUUAGCAAUUUAUGCUCCUCUGAACUUGGUUCUUUACCUUAACAAUGUGAAGAAUCUCCCACUGCAUUGGCUGCUUCCCCUGUUCUGGAUUCUCUCAGGUUUCAUGGCUGCACUAGCAUGUGUUGCAGCCAAAUGGGUUUUCGUGGGGAAGAAGAAAGCUGGUGAAACAGUACCCAUUUGGAGCAAAAGGGUCCUCAUGGAUAGCACAUGGCAAGCCAUUAGAACCGUAAUUGGAGACUUUUUCAUGGACAUGACAAGUGGGUCGUUUUGGUUUGUACUAUGGAUGAAGCUGAUGGGUGCAGACAUUGACAUGGAUCGUGCAGGGUAUGUGGAUAGCAUGGGAGCUUUGUUGAACCCUGAAAUGGUGAAGAUUGAGAGUGGGGGGUGUGUGGGAAGAGAAGCUUUGUUGCUUGGACACAUUUAUGAAGGUGAAGGAAUGGUGAAGUUUGGAGAGAUCAAAAUUGGUGAAGAUGGGUUUGUAGGGAGUAGAGCUGUGGUCAUGCCUGGUGUGGAAGUGGAAAGUGAGGCUAAUCUUGGUGCCUUGUCUCUUGCCAUGAAAGGAGAAAUAGUUAGGUCAAGAUAAAUAUUAGCCUCCUCCUCGGAGUGUGUUUGAUUGUUCACUUUUUAAGUUUGUAUUGAGUACACAAUGCAAAAGAGUUCGGGUAGGUAGACAUAUGGUUUUUACUCGAUAUACGAAUAACAUAUGCAUUAGUGGCGGUUUUUAUGCUAAUGCGCGUGUCGGUCAAAUCUAUACAUGUCAUUAAUUGUUUGUAUUCAUUUGUAGUGUUUGUUAUUACAUCAUUAAACUAAAUUUAAACACUAUAAUCAUA
Molecule: messenger RNA, 2208 nt
Organism: Lotus japonicus
Lineage: Eukaryota; Viridiplantae; Streptophyta; Magnoliopsida; Fabales; Fabaceae
Exons: 2
Coding region: 39-1961 (640 amino acids)
Biological process (GO): response to oxidative stress
Molecular function (GO): heme binding; catalase activity
Source: RefSeq, a predicted model, not a curated record